AUGUCGAAACAUAAAAUAACGUCUUAUUUUGAAACAAAUUCAGCAAAAAAAUGUAGAACGAGUAACACUGAUGGUAACGCAAAAAAAACUAUGAUUGAAAUGCAGACACAAAUGCCUGAUACACAAAUUCCAACGUCCACGUCUUCAAUUGAAGAACUGUCAUCAAGCAAUCAAGUUAGUUUAGUUGAUAGUACGGAUAUAGGAAAUUUUAUAAAUGAAACUGCAGAUGAUUUUACUAAAUCAUUAAUAGUUAAAAGAAGUAACAUCCCUGCAUCAAAUUUUAUUUUUCCUUUUUCAACCCACAUAAAAAAAGGGAAAGCUGAAAAACGGUAUUUGCGUGUCAAUCAUUUUGAGAAAUACUCGUGGUUAGAAUAUUCAAAUAUUAAACAUGGUUUGUUUUGUAAAACUUGUGUAUUGUUUCUGACUUCAAGUCUUGGUGGUAUGCAUAAGACACAACCCUUAAAAACCUUAGUAACUGAGCCCCUAAAAAAAUAUGCCAAAUUGCUAGGUAAAGAUGGAGCUUUGGAUGUACACAAUAAUACUAUUUAUCAUAAGAAUAAGUUUGACUGUUAA
Messenger RNA from Macrosiphum euphorbiae (potato aphid), 573 nucleotides. NCBI's taxonomy places the organism in Eukaryota, Metazoa, Arthropoda, Insecta, Hemiptera, Aphididae. The record is from the annotation of a GenBank genome assembly.